This is a messenger RNA of Astrephomene gubernaculifera, 3051 nucleotides long. The record is from the annotation of a GenBank genome assembly. Lineage: Eukaryota; Viridiplantae; Chlorophyta; Chlorophyceae; Chlamydomonadales; Astrephomenaceae.
CUUGGCUCCCCCGCCGCCUCCGCUGCUGGCGGCGGCGCGGGGCUGGCGGCGGGGUUGGUGCUGUCCUGGGAGAACAUCUCCGUGCGGGUGCCGCUGGGGCGGGGCAGGGUGCGGUAUGUACUGCAGUCCGUCAGCGGCAUCAGCGGCCCGGCGGCGGCGGCGGCGACGGCCGCGGCGGCGGUGUCGCCUUCAGCAGCAAGCGGUGGUUCUCCGUACAGUGGCGACAAGGGGUCAGCCGCGACGCAAGCAGCGGUCCGAUCGUACGGCAGCGGUGGUAGCGGCGGCGGCAUUGGGCCAGAGCCGGCGGCGGCUGGGGCAACGACGGGCUCAACAGUCGUACAUCUAGCCGGUUGGCCGGGUAUGUCCGCUGCUGGCGGCGGCGGCGGCGUCGGCAGCUCAUCUGCCGUACAGCCCUUAUCCAUGGCACCCGCUGGCAGCGGUGCCGGCGUCGGCAGCGCCGGCGUUGGCGGCAUCUUCGCGCGGCUGGGACUGACGUCACCUUCCAAGUGGCGCCGCCGCCGCAGCAGCAGCAGCGGUGGCGUCGUCGUCAGUGGCGGGGGCGGCGGCGGUGCUCAUGGUGACGCCGCGACGGCAGCGCUUGGCGGCGAGGGUGCCGGUGGUGGCGGGGGCGGGGGCGGCAGGUGCUGCCUGUUCGCCAUAUUAGGACCCAGCGGCGCAGGCAAGACCACGCUGAUGGACGUGCUGGCAGGGCGGCGACACGGUACGGCAGGCGGCGUGAGCGGCGAGAUCCGGAUCAACGGGCACCGGGUGGGGGCGGCGCAGCUGCGGAAGGUAUGCGGCUACGUGCCCCAGGAGAUUGUGCUGCCCGGCACCUCCACCGUCUCCGAGUACCUCACCUUCCACGCGGCGCUGCGGCUGCCGGCGGCGCUGGCGGCGCGGGGCUGCGGGCGGGGCUCGCCCGCUGCUGCCCGCGUGGCGGCGGUGGUGGGGGAGCUGGGGCUGGGGCGGGUGGCGCACCGGCUGAUUGGGGACGAGUUCGUGCGGGGGCUGUCAGGCGGUGAGAAGCGGCGCGUGUCCAUCGCCGUUGAGCUGCUCACGCGGCCGGGUCUGCUGCUGCUGGACGAGCCCACCACGGGGCUGGACUCCAGCAACGCGGCGAGGGUGGUGGAGCUGCUGGCGGGGCUGGCGGCGGGGGGAGUCAACACGGCGCUCAGCAUACACCAGCCGAGACCCGAUGUGCUGAGGAGCAUGGACCGGCUGAUGCUGCUGAGCGGGGACGGGAGGGUGGUGUACACCGGACCCACGGGUCGCAUGCACGAGCACUUCAGCUCGCUGGGCUACCAGCUACCUCGGGACUCGGCGGCGGUGGCGGAUGCCGUGCUGGACCUGGUGAUCCGCGCGCCCCCCUCCGAGGCGGCCGCGCUGGUGGCGGGCUGGCGGGGCGGGCGGGUGGCGGCGGAGGACGCGGAGUGGAUGGCGCGGGUGCAGCUGGGGGACGCGCUGCUGCACACGCAGCGGGCGCAGGCCCUGGCGGCGCUGCGCAAGUACGAGAGCUCCUUCCGCCACCAGGUUGCCGUACUCAGCCGCCGCCGCGCCAGUGGGCUGGUACGGCACCCCAUGCUGGUGGCGCUGCACUUCCUGGCCACGGGUCUCAUGGCGCUGGGGGUGGGGGCCAUCUACUGGCACACGGGGCGGGACACGGGCGGCAUUCAGGACCGCUUCGGCUCGCUGUUCUUCCAGCUGCUGUUCCUGGCGCUGCUGUCGCUCUCCUCGCUGCCCGUGUGGCGGGACGAGGCGCUGCUGUUCAUGCGGGAGCGGGCUAGCGGGGUGUACGGCACGGCCGCCUACUUCACCUCCGUGGUGUUGUGGGACCUGCUGCCGCUGCGGGUGCUGCCGCCCGCGCUGUUCAGCGUCAUCAGCUACGGCAUGAUCGGACUGAGGGCCACACCGGCAGCUGUGUUGUGCCACUGGGCGGUGCUGGUGGCCGCUAACAUCACCGCGGCGGCCGCCAACAUGUCGGUGGGGGCGGCGGUGGGCUCCGUGUCGCUGGCGAACAUGGUGGGCAGCUUGUGCGUGCUGGCCUCAUCGCUGUUCGGCGGCUUCCUGCUCAGUCGCAGCCGCAUGCCCCGGCUGGUGGCCUGGCUGGCGGACCUGUCGUACGUGCGCUACGCGUUCGAGGCGCUGCUGAUCGGCGAGUUCGGGGGCGCCACCGGCUUCCGCUUCACCGGCUUCCACCAGCCGGGCACCCCGCCGGACCAGGUGCCGUACGUGGACGUCACGGGAGACGAGGUGCUGCAGACGUUUGGAUUCCGUACGGACGCCUGGCUGGCUGACGUGGCUGGCCUGCUGCUGCUGAUGUGCUUCUUCCUGGCCUCCACCUUCCUGCUGCUGAGGUACCGGGGCAGGCCGUGAAGAGAGGCGCGGCGGGGGGGAAGGGCGGCUGGGAAAGCAGCGGCGGAAGCCACGAACAAGCUACAAGCGAGAAGCCGAGUGGAGUUGUCGUUGGUAUGGUCGCUGGAAUAGACGGGGUUUGGGGGCAUCUUCAUGUUGCUGAGCUACUGAGCCGUGCAGAGCAGCGGGUCGGCGCGAAGGGAGGAGAGGGCAGGGCUACCAACGGGGCAAGUGUGCGGUCAAUGGAAGGCCUUCAGUGUUGAGCGCAGACCCAUUGGGAUGGGGGCACUACAGGGCUAGAAUAGGCGAGGAUAGCCCUAGGCAUGUUGCGGGUUGCCAGACUGUUGGGAGGUUUUACGUGGCGUCGUAGCCGUGCUUCAGUUAGCACGAAGGACAGUAUGACGGGGCGCGUCGGCUGGCUGGCGUGCGAGUAGGCGAGAUGCAAGUGGAGUAGGCCCUAACCUGGUUGAUGCGGUCAAGGUGUCAUGCACGAGUGAUACUGCAAUUGGCAAAAUGCUCUAGUGGAUGGUUGCCUUUUGGCAUGUUACGCCAAAGCUGCUGCCCGGGAUGACCAAGGCAGUCCAUACUGCUUCGUAACGGCCGGAGUACUCAUAAAGGACCACAUCUCCCCGGGAAGGUGCACCUUGACUGCUAUAAGUAAAGGCCGAUUGGAGAGAAAUAUAUGAAAAGAAGAAAACG